AUGGCCGGAGACUCAGCACCAAGGGAAGCGACCCGCGAGGAGAUGCGGGAGGCGAAGCUCCCCCUCCCCUACCGCGACAGCUGCGCCGGUCUCCUCAUCCCCCUCAACCGCUGCCGUGUCGACACUUGGUACCUUCCGUGGAAGUGCAAUGACGAGCGCCACAGCUACGAGAAGUGCCAAUACGACGAGUUCAAGAAGCGUGUCGCCAAAAUGAACGAGCUCCGCGCGGAGAAGGGAACGAGAAGCAAUUAG
Messenger RNA from Colletotrichum abscissum, 252 nucleotides. Its product is annotated as NADH-ubiquinone oxidoreductase B18 subunit. The coding region runs from base 1 to 252 and encodes 83 amino acids. The transcript is spliced from 3 exons. The record is from RefSeq and is a predicted model, not a curated record. Gene Ontology annotation, cellular component: mitochondrion. Lineage: Eukaryota; Fungi; Ascomycota; Sordariomycetes; Glomerellales; Glomerellaceae.